AUGAGCGCCGCGAAGGAGGUGACGUGGGAGGACCAACAGCGCAUAUGCGCCUUCUCGCGCAUGAACGCGCGCGCGCACGAGAUAAACUCGGAGAUUAAACACAAAGAGAAGCAGAUCGAUGACUUGGACGAAGCCUCGACCGAGCUCGCGGUCAACGACGAGGACGACGCGUGCGUGCUCAUGGGGGAGUGCUUCGUGAAGAUGGACAACGAACAGGCGGAGGCGAAGGUUGAGGCGAUGCUGACGCGCGAGCGCGCGGCGUUGGAGGCGCUGAAGGGGGAGAGGAAGGUGUUGCGAGAAGGCAUGGAGGAGUUGAAAAAGAAAUUGUACGAGCGACUAGGAAACUCGAUUAAUCUCGAGGAAUGA
Ostreococcus lucimarinus CCE9901 is the source of this 366-nucleotide messenger RNA. RefSeq lists its product with no specific name. The coding region runs from base 1 to 366 and encodes 121 amino acids. The transcript has 2 exons. Gene Ontology annotation, biological process: protein folding. Lineage: Eukaryota; Viridiplantae; Chlorophyta; Mamiellophyceae; Mamiellales; Bathycoccaceae. The record is from RefSeq and is a predicted model, not a curated record. Gene Ontology annotation, cellular component: prefoldin complex; cytoplasm.